AUGAGAGGGAGGGCCAACCAGCUCCUCCGCGAGGCGCGGGUGCUCCUCAAAAAGGCGACGCGGGCUGCGUUGGGUGAAACCGGCGAGUUCGGUUCCCUGGGUUUGCCGAAACGCGUCAAGAACCUGCAGCGCAAGGCGCUCAAGGAGGCCGCGGGAACGGCUCAGACCGCCCCUCAGAAAGGGUGGCCGCGCGGAUACGAGUUUAAGUUUCACCGGACGACGCGCAAGUUUCGGAACGACUGGAUCCACGAACCGGAGGAUUCGUCCGCGGGGAAGCUCGCGUUCUGA
Micromonas commoda is the source of this 288-nucleotide messenger RNA. RefSeq lists its product with no specific name. The transcript has a single exon. Bases 1 to 288 code for a protein of 95 amino acids. Lineage: Eukaryota; Viridiplantae; Chlorophyta; Mamiellophyceae; Mamiellales; Mamiellaceae. The record is from RefSeq and is a predicted model, not a curated record.